Molecule: messenger RNA, 1551 nt
Organism: Striga hermonthica
Lineage: Eukaryota; Viridiplantae; Streptophyta; Magnoliopsida; Lamiales; Orobanchaceae
Source: the annotation of a GenBank genome assembly
AUGCAGGAGCAAGAAAAGUAUGCAGAGGCCAUCGAAACACUGAAGAAUGACGUGAGAGCUAAGAUAAAUGAUGCCAAAUCUAGCAAGUCGUUGAUUACUCUAAUCGCUACAAUUGAGCGCUUGGGAUUGGGAUAUCAUUUUGAGAUAGAAAUCACUUCUAAACUAGAAAAAAUAUACGAGGAUCUGCACGACAAGCAUGAAGACCACGACUUGUUUACUACUGCACUGGGAUUUCUUCUCUUGAGGCAACAUCAGUAUCAAGUUUCUUGUUGUAUUUUCGAGAAAUUUAAGGAUGGAGAAAACAAAUUCAAAGAUGAUGUAGCUAAUGAUGCAGAGGGAUUGUUGAGUUUGUACGAAGCGGCCCAUGCUCGUAUUCAUGGGGAGGACAUUUUAGACGAGGCUGUUCCGUUUACAACACAUCACUUGAAGCGGAUAUUGGCAACCGAGAAAAGAGCAUCCUCCCUCGAAGAACAAAUUACGCGAGCUUUAGAGCAUCCUUAUUACAGGGGACCUCCAAUCAUUGAGAUACGCGUUUUCAUUUCACUCUACGAAAAGAAUGAUUCGAAGGACCCAUUGCUUCUCAAGCUCGCCAAACUCAAUUUUAAUUUCUUGCAGAAUAUGUACAAGAAAGAGAUGUCCGAACUCACCAAGUGGUGGAUCCAAUUUGACAUUAAGUCGAAAUUGACACACACACGAGACAGAUUGAUCGAAUGCUACCUCUGGGGAACAUCGUUCCAUUACGAACCUCAGUAUGCUUUUAUUCGAACAAUUAUUGCUAAAAACAUUCAAUUGGCUUCGAUAAUGGACGAUACAUAUGACAAUUACGCUACAAUUGAAGAAGCUCAACUCUUCACCGACAUUUUGGAAAGAUGGGAUAUAAAUGAAAUCGGUCUACUCCCAAACUACAUGAAGAUUGCUUAUGAGUUCAUCAUGGGUAUGUAUGAAGACUUUAAGCGCGAGGCAGAAGAACGAGAUAAAUCCUUUGCAGUUCCCGCUUACGUAGAAGCGGUGAAACAGCUUGCUCGAGCUUACAAUCAAGAACUGAUAUGGAUAAUGGAACGUCAAAUGCCCUCUUUUGAAGACUAUAUGAAAAACACGUUGAUCACAGGUUGCAUGUAUGUGAUGUUUUCGGCUGUAAUCCCUGGCCUGAAAUCAGCUACCAAGGAUAUUGUUGAUUGGUUGGGGAGUGAGCCUAAACUCUACAUAUCCACAGCUAAGAUGGGUAGACACCUCGAUAACUUGGGCAGCGAAGAUCGCGAGAAUAGAGAAGGCAAGCUGCUCACGGCGGUUGAUUACUACAUAAAGGAGCACGGUGUCUCGAGAAAAGAGGCUUUGUCGAAAUUCAAAGAGUUUGUGGAGAAUGAGUGGAAGAGCAUGAACACAGAGUGGGUCGCCGAAAGCUCGGUGCCAAAGGAAAUGGCUGUGCAGUUCAUUAACUAUGGACGAAUAUCCGAGGUGACCUACAAGAACUCGAUAGACCAUUUUACGUUCCCUGAGAAGUUCUUCACUCCGAUCAUUACCGCCAUAUUUGUUGACCCCAUUGCCAUUUGA